Alosa alosa (allis shad) is the source of this 2006-nucleotide messenger RNA. Its product is annotated as CMRF35-like molecule 8. The record is from RefSeq and is a predicted model, not a curated record. The transcript is spliced from 8 exons. Lineage: Eukaryota; Metazoa; Chordata; Actinopteri; Clupeiformes; Clupeidae. Bases 217 to 1590 code for a protein of 457 amino acids.
ACCACUUUUUAUACAUGGACAGCCAUAGACCGUCAACAGUGAACUUAUGCGGCCUCAGCCAACACCACUUUUUAUACACGGACAGCCACAGACCGUCAACAGUGAACUUAUGCAACCUUAGCCAACACCUUUUUUUACAUAUUCUUUUUUUUUUUAAGAUCAGACUAAAGUUAUGCAAACUUCCUUGAACAGACCAUAUCUGAAAAGAAAGUCAAGAUGAUUCUGCUAUUAUUGUCAAUCUUCCUCCUGAUCUCAGCUUGGUGUGAAGCAGUAUUAAGGGCCGGCAUCCUGGGAGGAAUAAAGAACAUCUACUGUCCGUACCAGCCACAGUUCAGCAUGGUGCCCAAGCACCUCUGCCAUAAGCAAACUGACACCAACUCUUACAUCAUCGCUUCCACUGACAGAGUAGCCAAUCCUCAGGGCAGAUUUUUCAUAUAUGAUGACCAACAACGCAGAGUUGUCACGGUUACCAUCACUCAGGUGUCUGACAGUGACACUAGGGAGUACUGGUGUGGAGUUUUCGACUCGACUGGGAAAUUUGUCUUCUUUGAAAAAGUGGACUUUUGGGCCAUGCCACUGACUGGACACAUAGGAGGUGAGGCGGUGAUCCGAUUCUUGUACGGCCCGGGAUAUGAGCAAAAGACAAAGUACCUCUCCAGACCAGGCACAAAAACCUCCCGUCUCAUUCACACACAACGCGGCCAUACUAGAGCUGACAACGACAAGUUCUCCCUCUACGACAACACCAUGGCGAGGACACUCACCGCGACCAUCAGAGGGCUGCAAGCAGAGGAUUCUGGGAAAUAUGUAUUUGGAAUGGAGAAUGCUGGACGCUAUGUUGAAUGGCCACUGGCAGUUAAAGGCUUGACUGUGGUGAGCUACUAUGAGGGGCGUUCCGUGGAUAUAUCCUGCAAGUAUCCGAGAACGAGUAAGAAGAGGAGUAAACACUUCUGCCGAGGAAAAGAUCCAGUAGAGUGUUUGGAGCAAGGGCUGUCGGGAGAUGGCAGACUCACUUUAAAGGACCUUGUUGCUGACCAAGUCUUCAUAGUAACCAUCUCUGACCUCACAGCAGAGGAUGCUGGGAUAUACUGGUGUGUGGAGUUUACUGACAAAGGACCUGAGUUUACGUCAGCCAUUCAGUUAACUGUCAAAAAAUUUUCCCCCCAAACAGAUUCAGGUUCAGAUUCCCCACAAACACCCAGCGGCUCAGACACCAACUCGGCCAUCUGGGUGCUGGUCCCUGUCGUGGUGCUGCUGCUGUUGGGCAUAGGCCUCCUGGUGGUGGUCAAAUACAAGAAGACAUCAGAACGUGAGCACUAUAACAUACAUUUAAUCAACUUUUCAGCAAUGGAAUGGCUGUUAAAAAAUGGAACAGCAUCUACCUCAACAGAUGAUCAGAUGGACACAAACACAGCAGGAAAUGCACAGGAGACUGUUUAUUAUGCGAACAAUGAGGUACAAGCCCGUGUUAGGACCCAGGCCAACCCCCCAACACCUCCUGGAAGGGUCAACAGACCCGAUUCUGAUGAUGUGUACCAGAAUUCCGACAGGGUGGAAGACAUUCCGCCCUACCUGACAGUGAUUCCAUGACCCAGUCAAUGGAAUUCCCACCAAAGUUCCCAACACAGCUAAUCAAACUUUGUGCAAUACAACAAAGUAUAGGACCACCACAAGGACACACGUUCAGUUUCAGAAAAUUACCAAUUCUAAAAUGUAUGUAAUUUCAUAUCUAAGCAAGCAUGCACACAUGUGUGCACACACAUUGCCACACACACACAAACGGUGAUUAAGGAAUUGCAGACAUAAGGAGAGAAAUUGAGAAGAGAUUCAUUGUCUACAGAGAGACCAUGCAGCAACUAGUUGCAGUCAUAUGCUGUACCAAUAUAUGGUACAUCUGGUUUACAUAGUUUCCGCUUAUUGAAUCUCAUUAUGUUGUGUACUGUAGCUUGUGCACUGUAGCGGCCCUUCUAACACAAUAAAUUAGUGCUAUUUUUGAGUAAAUGCAA